UUACAGCUGUUGUUAUCAGUGAAGCUUUUCCAAGUGCACUUUACAAGGCGUCUUUUCCAAACGAUUUGCACAAGCCGUAAACCAUCUGCCGGAUAUCUGAAGUGCUCUUGAAACCCGACCAAGUUUGUUGCCGUACUCCACAGUCACUGCCCGGAUCCGCUUACGUAAUGCUCGCCAAUUUGGGCAGACGUUUGGGAACCCGUUCCGCCCUUAUUACCCGGUUAAUGCAUACGGAGCGGAAAGUACGGGUUAAUGGCGCCGACUUGCACAUUGUAGAGUCCGGCAGUGGAGAGCGAAGUCUUCUGCUGAUGCCUGGAGCUCUGGGCUCUGCCUGGACUGACUUCAAGCCGCAGAUCGAGCAGCUUCCCAAGUUGCUCCCCGGACACACGAUCAUCGCUUGGGAUCCGCCGGGUUACGGCAAAUCAGUGCCACCGCAGCGCAAGUUUGGACUGGAGUUUUUCAGAGAGGAUGCCCAGGCAGCGGUGGAUUUGAUGCGAGCCCUGGAUAGGCCAAAGUUCUCCAUCCUGGGCUGGAGUGAUGGAGGAAUCACAGCCCUUAUCGUCGCUGGUCGUUAUUCGGAUGCUGUGGACCGCCUAGCUAUCUGGGGAGCUGGAGCUUACCUGAAUGCAGAUGAGGUCAAGGCCUUGAAUAACAUCCGUGAUGUGGCCAAGUGGUCCCCACGUAUGCGUGAGCCCAUGGAAAAGGUGUACGGCGUGGAGAGAUUCGCUCAACUCUGGGCCGAAUGGGUGGAUGCCGCUUGUGCAUUCUACGACCAAAAAGAUGGUGACUUUUGUCGGUCGGAAGUGAAGCAAAUAAAGUCACCUACCUUUAUUCUGCACGGGAAAAAGGAUCCCAUGAUAGCAGAAGAACAUGUCCCCUGGUUAAGGAAGCACUUGCCCCAGGCUAAGUACCACGAGUUCCCCGAAGGCAAGCACAACAUCCACCUGCGCUAUGCGGAGGAGUUCAACAAACUGGUUGCAGACUUUUUCAAUAAAAAGGCAUAGGCUAUGAAAAGCAAGUUGAUUUUGACUUGGAACUGGUAAGGCCUAACAUUUCCGGAAAUAUAGAUUUGGCUUAGGUUAUUUACAUAUCUUUACAUAUUCGAACUUCCGGUUAGAGUUUACCCUUAAAGUAACGAAAAUAGAAUAAGUGAAACACUGGUUUGAAAAUAGAUAAAGAUAUAGUUAUAGUUGUCUUGGUUUUUUAAAUAAUGAAUAAAAUUGUUUUCACUCGAUA
Messenger RNA from Drosophila serrata, 1236 nucleotides. Its product is annotated as serine hydrolase BPHL. NCBI's taxonomy places the organism in Eukaryota, Metazoa, Arthropoda, Insecta, Diptera, Drosophilidae. Gene Ontology annotation, molecular function: serine hydrolase activity. The record is from RefSeq and is a predicted model, not a curated record.